AUGGAGGACACCAUCACAACAGACCUCUCUCCAGGAUACGUGACUCCAACAUAUGCAGAACCUCAAAAACAUAAUUAUGAUUGGUAUAAAAUACCAGAAUAUGACAUCUUGAUAAUUUUAGGUGUCUGUAUUUGCAUCUCUGCAUGUGGACUUGUGGGGAAUGUGGUGGUUGUGUGGCUCCUGGGCUUCCGCAUGAAGCUGAAUCCCUUCACUGUCUAUGUCCUGAACCUGGCCAUUGCUGACUUCUGUCUGCUCCUGGUCCGUCUUGCAAAAUUUAUGCUAUCCAUUAUUUCAUGGGUCUCUUACAUUGACUAUGAGGUGUUCCAUUUAGCAGAUGAUAGCCUGUUCUUUCUGUUCAUGUUUUGUUAUGUGGCUGGCAUGUAUCUGCUGACAGCCAUCAGCGUGGAGCGGUGCCUGGCUGCUUUGUUCCCAGUUUGGUAUCGGUGCCACCGCUCAAAGCACUGCUCAGCCAUCCUGUGUGCGGUGCUCUGGGCUCUAGCUGCACUUUUUGAUGUUCUUGUGUUUUUUGCUUAUGCUUUCCGUAGCAGGUUUAACCACGUCAUAUAUGUUUUAUGUGUUGUGAAAUUAGCCUUGUUGGCUUCCAUCCCAUUGCUUUCCAACCUGGCCCUGUUCAUCAAACUCCAAUGUGGCUCCCAGAGACGACACCCAGGGAAACUCUAUGUUGCUGUCCUGCUCAGUGUUCUCUUCCUGUUUCUCUUAGGCUUUCCCUUCAGUGUGGAGAUUUUCCUUUUUCAGUUUUAUGGACAUAAAUUUUAUAUUUCUUUUUUGCUGGCCUCACUGAACAGCUCCAUCAAUCCUGUCAUUUACUUCCUAGUAGGGAGCUGCCGGCAACACCGGUUCCAAUGCUCCCUCAAAGCUGCCUUCCAAAGGCUGUUUGAAGAGGGAGCCGCGAGUGAGGAGAGGAGCCAGGUGCCCGGGGAUGCCGUGAUGGAGACCAGUGUCUGA
This is a messenger RNA of Indicator indicator, 966 nucleotides long. Its product is annotated as mas-related G-protein coupled receptor member X1-like. Gene Ontology annotation, biological process: G protein-coupled receptor signaling pathway. Gene Ontology annotation, molecular function: G protein-coupled receptor activity. Bases 1 to 966 code for a protein of 321 amino acids. The transcript has a single exon. Gene Ontology annotation, cellular component: membrane. The record is from RefSeq and is a predicted model, not a curated record. Lineage: Eukaryota; Metazoa; Chordata; Aves; Piciformes; Indicatoridae.